UUCCACUAGUAUAUGUAUGAUUCCUAAUAACAACCUCAUAUACCUCUCUGGUUCCAAUCAGUUUCAUCGAAAAAAGAAGCACAAUCAACACAAAAAAGAAAAGGAUAUCAUCAUCAUCAUCAUGAGUCCAUCACAAUUCCGUCACCAUCACCACCACGACGACAACGAUCUUCAUCGACAACAACAACAGCAACAGAGGUUAGUUAUUAACGACGUCAAUUGUUUACGUAAAUCUGGUACUCCAUUGCCGUUAAAGAUUAAUAAAGAAUCUCACCAAAUCCAUAAAUCAUCAUCUUCGUCGUUAACAUCAUCAGCUACAUCUUCGAUUAACGGUGUGAUUAACAUGACUUCUUCGAAGAAUCAUCAUCAACAACAACAGCAGAGACAUCCUGUUAUUAUCUACACACAUUCGCCGAAAGUCAUACACACACAAGCUCGUGAUUUCAUGGCGCUUGUUCAGAAACUAACUGGAUUAUCUCAUGCCGAUCAGCAACAAAAUCAAUCCGGUGGUGGUCCGGUCGAUGAGAAACAAUCUGUGUCAUCGAAUGGGAUUAAUAAGUUUAAUAAUAAUGGGAGUAGUAAUAAUUUGAGAGGAGGAGAUGAUACGGGUUCGUCGUCUGUCGUUACCACCGAUGAGAAUUGUGGCGGUGGUGGCGGUGGAUAUGGAUCGAAUAUUCAUCAGGUUAGUUCUUCGGGGUCUAUGGAUCCGAUGAAUAAUAAUAAUAAUCCUUAUACAACUGAUAUUCCAAUUUUCACCCCAAAUUCAUUAGAGUUUCCUUAUAUAACUAGAUCUUUUUAUGGUAGAUAUCCUAGUCCUAUGAUUUUUCCUCCUACGGGUAAUUCAGCUGAAAUUACAAAACCAGAAUACUAAAAGGAAGAAAUGAAAUUUUGGUAGAAAUGAAAUUUUGGUAGAAAUUUAAACUCUUUUUUUUUUUGUAGGAAGGAAAUUCCAAUUUCCAGUUGUUGUUUCUGAAUACUACAAUUUUCACUAGGCAAUUCCCAUUUCAUAUAUUUAUUCAUCCUUAGGCAAUUUACAUCCUAUAUUCGUUUUUGUGACUCCUUUGAAUUUAUUCAUUGUAAUAAAGUUAUUUGCUGAAAUGAACUUGUGUUCUUAUAUUCUCAUACAAUUUUCUUUUA
Molecule: messenger RNA, 1137 nt
Organism: Papaver somniferum (opium poppy)
Lineage: Eukaryota; Viridiplantae; Streptophyta; Magnoliopsida; Ranunculales; Papaveraceae
Product: VQ motif-containing protein 20-like
Exons: 2
Coding region: 17-871 (284 amino acids)
Cellular component (GO): nucleus
Source: RefSeq, a predicted model, not a curated record